Messenger RNA from Closterium sp. NIES-65, 10350 nucleotides. The record is from the annotation of a GenBank genome assembly. Lineage: Eukaryota; Viridiplantae; Streptophyta; Zygnematophyceae; Desmidiales; Closteriaceae.
AUGGAGAGCUCGAUAUCUUUAAAAGACGCGCCAGAAAUGGACUACAAAGAGGCGUUUCUAGACGUCAUGCUGGUUCCCGGCGGUACUCUCGAGGCGGUGCAGGAGCUCUACGACAUCUGCCACGUGGAGGCAUUCGUCGCAGCGAUGCUGGACAUUCGUGCGACCGCCGUCGCCAGGCGACGACUACUUGGCGUCGUCGGCCCCGGUACCACCAAGGCGGAGCAGUACACGGUUCGAGACAUUCCCGUCCCCUCCUCCCCACUCCUUCGCCGGCCCACCAUUCUCUCUCCCUCCCACUCCCCUCCUCCCCCCCACACACAGGACGCGAUCCCAACAGCCAUGCUGCGAAUAAGCGGCGUCCUGCACGAGCCCGCGACGCGCCUAUUCAACGACGUGUUGCGAUUCAUGGGCGUGCACGAGGGCAAGAUGCUCUCCCGCGCGGAAGAGGUCGCGCUGGUGGCGCGCGUGUUUCUGGACCUGGGGAAGGAGCCGCCGCUGCGAGAUGAGCUGUUUCUGCAGCUGUGGAAGCAGACGCGGGGGAACGAGUACAAAAAAGCUGCUCUUGAUUCAGUUCAGGAGUUUGCUAGUGGUGCGGGUAACGCGCUGGAGGUGGCGCGUGUGUUUCUGGACCUGGGGCUGCGAGAUGAGCUGUUGGUGCAGCUGUGGAAGCAGACGAGAUGGAACGGAACGCCCGCAGUGAGGCCACUCUCUGACUACUUCUCCUCGCUCGUCUCGGACGAGGCGGUAGUUGCUUGCAGGGAGCUGGAGGUGACUCUAGGGAAAGGCUUUCAGCAUCACCUCAACCCUCGUCAUCCACUUCCCCUUCCUUCCCCUCUCUUCCCCUCCUUUCCCCCCAGAGCCUCAUGCUUGAAGGUGUGGGAGCUAAUGCGGCUGUGUGCGGGCGUGUUCCCCCCCACCCCACCACCACCAUCGCGGGGCCUCUCUCUGAGUGCUCCUCUUCGCUCGUCUCCGACGAGGCGGGCGUCCUGCCUGAAGGUGUGGGAGCUGAUGCGGCUGUGUGCGGGCGUGUUCCCCCCCACCACCACCGUCGCGGGGCCACUCUCCGAGUACUUCUCCUCGCUCGUCUCCGACGAGGCGGGGGACGAGGCCAUUCGAGAGGCGGUGCUGGCUGCGUGGAAGGCGCUGGAUCAUGGAUUGAAGCACGGGCCUAGAAGAUGCGUGCCGGGGCAAGAUGAGGUGCUCUCGUUGCUGACGCACACACCCCUGUCAGUGCCAGUGUAUCUGUGCGACGACACCCUUGAAAACAUCCCUAGCAGCGCCGUGACCACCAUUGGCGAGGCCAUGCAGACCACGUACCCUGAGGCGUAUGUAACGGAUGUGAUGGCGGAGUAUGUGAAGGCAGCGCGCUGCUGCCUGGUGGCGGCAUGUACACUGCUGCACUCCCACAUGAUCUCCCACCCUGUCCCCCCACACCCACCAGACCAAGUGCCUCUGGACCCCGAGGCGGCAUGUGAAGGCGGCACGCGGCAGCCUGGUGGCAUGCAAGCUGCUGCGCGCCAUUCCCUUACACUCUCCCACCCCGUCCCGCCCAUCACACCACACCACCCACCACACCACGUCCCUCUAGACCCAGAGGCCUAUGUGUCAGACGUGAUGGCGGAGUAUGUGAAGGUGGCACGCGGCAGCCUGGUGGCAUGUACGCUGCUACACUCCCACCAUGCCCUCGUGCUCUCCCAUGCAAUCCUCCCAACCUACCCAUCAGACCACGUCCCUCUGGACCCAGAGGCCUAUGUGUUCGUGAUGGCGGAGUAUGUGAAGGUGGCACGCGGCAGCCUGGUGGCAUGCAAGCUGCCGCACUCCCACCAGCCCUCACCCUCUCCCACCCCAUUCAUUUCUUCCCCCACCCACCAGACCAUGUGCCACCACGUGCCUCUGGACCCAGAAGCGUACGUAUCAGACGUGAUGGCGGAGUAUGUGAAAGCAGCGCGUGGCAGCCUGGUGGCAUGCAAGCUGCUGCUGAAGAAGCGGUUCUUCAAGACAGACGAUGCUCUCGUUGCUGACCUGCAGCACGUGCGCCUCUGCUAUGCGCAGGUGGGUGUGGAGGUGGGCUUUUGGGUGCGUACGGGAACAUGGGUCGACCUGGUGGCAUGCAAGCUGCUGCUGAAGAAGCUGUUCUUCAAGACGGACGAUGCUCUUGUGGCUGACCUGCAGCACGUGCGCCUCUGCUACGCGCAGGUGGGUUGUGCCCUGGUCGCGUGCAAGCUGCUGCUGAAGAAGCGAUUCUUCAAGACGGACGAUGCACUCGUUGCUGACCUGCAGCACGUGCGCCUCUGCUACGCUCAGCUCCGGUACGACUAUCUCACAAACCACUAUCUGGUGACAGUGGAGGGAGCAGUGGUGCUGGCAGCUCAAAGGGUGGUGCCUGUCUGCCUCUUCCCCCCCUCUUCCCCACUCACCACUCCCACCCUUCCCACCCUCCCACUCCCCCAUUCCCAACAGCUCCGGUACGACUAUUUCACGAACCCCUACCUGGUGACAGUGGAGGGAGCAGUGGUGCUGGCAGUGGCAGCUCUGAAUGGUGCUGCCUGUCUGCCUCCUCACCACCCCAACCCCAUCACCCCUUCCAUCCUCACGUCCCUAACAGCUCCGUGGUCCCUGGACCACGAGGCCACGAGGCGGGACUUCAUCCGAAUCCUUCUGGAGAUCACUCAAGGCAGCUCAAAGUAUACUCAAAUAUUGUCCCCUCAUGCACGUGCUUCCCAAGCCUGUGCAUGGUCAUUAGACCACGAGGCCACGAUGAGGGAGUUCGUCCGGAUCCUGCUGGAGAUCCCACAGGGCGGGUCCGUCUUCUUUGACCUGCGCACAGAGGAGGACACAGCCAACUACUUCCCCAAGCAUGUCAUUGUGGGAGUCAACCACAAUGGGCUACAUUUCCUGGAUGCAGAGAUUCGGUCGGUCAUCCACCAAGCAGAGUUGAGGGAGCUUGCAGAGUAUGCAGGGCAGCCUGAUCGAAUAUUCUUCAGCAUGACUCUACAAGACGAGCUACACUCGUUCGAGUUUGCUACUACCGGGGGGGACGAGAUAUGCUUCUUGCUUGAUAUUCACAUAGCAAAUGCAUUGAGAGCAUCUCAAGUUCGGUGUGCUGGAAAUGGUCAGUUAGCGUCGUCGCAGCAGAUCCCGCCGUCGUGCGCCUCUCUCGCCAAGGUCUAUGUCGCCAGCACGGGCAGCGACACCGGCUGCUGCGACUCCACCACCGCUCCCUGUGCCUCCUUGCAAGCAGCGGUCGCCAGGGCGGCACCUUCCGCCACCAUCACCCUCCUCCCACUCCCCGCCGGCUCUCCCCUAUCCGCAAUCAAAUCUUCGCCGACCAAAUCCGCUGUUCAACUGGGCGGCAAAUCUCUCACCAUCACUGGCGCCCCUCCCGCGUCCACCCCCGCGUCUCCCGCUGCAAUCACACUCGACUGCGGCGGCGGCCCGUGCCUGAACGCCACGUGUGCUGGCGCGGGGUGCGGCGCGGGGAGCAAGGUGGUGCUGACGCUGGCGCUGUUCACGCUGACCAAUGGCGUGUCGGCUGAUUCGGGAGGAUGCGUGGAUGUGCGAGGGCAGGGCCUGGUUAUCAACAACGUGGCGUUCUCCCGCUGCUCCGCCACCAACCUGGGGGGCGCGGUGUCAGUGCAGGGCGCGGGCGCGUCGCUCACAGUCUCCUCCGCCUCCUUCUCCGCCUGCUCCGCGCCUGGGUCCGACCUCACCUACAUGUACAACUCGGGGGGCGGCGCUAUCAGCGUCACUGGACCCGAGGGGGGGGCAGCUGCACCUGGGGGUGUGCGCGCAAAGCUGUCCGGGGUGACGGCGAAUGGGUGCAGUUCGGAGAACGGGGCGGGAGGGGCGCUGCUGUUUAGGAAUGUGAGGGUGGAGGUGGACGGAGGGGAGAUGACCGGGUGCCAGGCGUAUUUCGGCGGGGCGAUUGCGACCAUGUACUCGAGUGUGUCUAUCGAUGGGGUCACUGUCAGCAAUGGACUGGCUGUUCUUGGAGGGGCCAUCGCGGACGAGGGUUCCUCCACCUACGCCCUUUCCUCCUCCUCGCUCACAGCCUGCUCCUCCAAUGGCACGCUGCCAGCUGUCGUGUACGCGUCAGGCUACGGCUUCGGGGGGUGUAUGGCGCUGAACGCCACGCAGACGGUUACAGUCACAUCCGUUAAUGUCACCAAGUGUGUCACGGAUUACGAGGGAGGAGGCGCGUGGGUGUUCACAGUCACUCAGGCAACUCUCACCAAGUGCAGCUUCUCUGACAGCUACGCAACAUACCUAGGAGGAGGCAUAUCCGCCACGGGCGGCGUCCUCCUGAUCUCCGACUCCACGUUCGCCCGCAACGUCAUGGACUACGUUUCCAGCGCGCCCUCGGGCGCCGGCCUAUCGCUGAGCGCCACGUCAGCGAAAGUGGAGCGCACCGUGUUUGAGGAUAACGUGGGGAUCAUGAUGGGGGAUGCGGCGACCGUGGAUGGGUAUGGUGGCGGAGUGUAUGUGGGGCAGGAUGGAGAGUCGACGGUAACCACCCAGGAGUUCAUCUCCUGCACCUUCUCGCGUAACUUGGCGAAGGGAGGCGGGGGGUUCUACCAGUACGGAGGCGUCGCCAAGUUCACCGACACUGUGUUCCGCGACAAUGGGGGCGGCGAGCUGGGAGGCGCAAUGCUGGCGCUGGUGACGGCGGAGGUGCAGAGCUGCACGUUUGAGCGCAACAGUGUGUCGGGGUCGGGAGGAGCCAUCUACAGCGAGGGCACGGGGUACCUGCGCAUCAUGGGGUCCACCUUCACUGCCAACUCCGUGCACCUCAAGGAUGGCGGCGCUCUCUAUGUCAUUGCGGCGGACAGCAACGUGACAGUGCAGGGAAGCACGUUCAGAGGCAACAGAGCCAACAGCUCGCGAGGGGCCGCCAUCUUCAGUGGGGGGUCGCUGCUGCAAGUAGACGACUCUCUGUUUGAGGAGAAUUGGUCCUACCUCAAGGGCGGCGCUGUCACAGUUGAAGGCUCUCGAGGCGCAGAAGCAACCACCCUGGGGCGCUUCUCAAACACCACCUUCACCAGAAACACCUCCCCGGUGGGGGGAGGCGCAUUCCUGUGCAGCCUCAACUGCACCGCCGAUCUCACCAACUGCACCUUCUCCGAAAACAACAGCACUGCCGCCGGCGCCCUACUCGCGCAGGAAACCUCCUCCCUCACCUUCCGAUCCUCCUCCUGCCAGGGCAACGCCGCGGACGCAGCAGGAGGGUGCCUAUUGGUCACGGAUUUCGCGACUAUUACGGCGGAUGGGAGCAAGUUUCGGGAGAAUAGGGCGGGGAGUGGAGGCGGGGUGGGGAAGGUGUCUGGGUCAGGGAGGCUGGUGAUGACCUGGUGUGAGGUGGAGGCCAAUGAGAGCCCGACAGGUGGCGCGCUGUGGGUGGAGAUGGAGGGUGUGGUGGAGGAUACGCGGAGUAGCUUCACGGGUAACAAGGCGAGUUUCGAAGGCGGGGCAGUUUUUGCCACACACAGCGCCACUGUGACGCUGCUCUCGUCGCAAUUCGGGUCGAAUUCCGCGCUGAGAGGCGGGGGUAUGGUUCUGGAUACAGAUGCGACUCUCACCUCCACCUCCUCCUCUUUCCUCAACAACUCCGCUUCGGCUCUUCUUAUUAGGGGGAGUUCUCAGGCUACUCUCACUACAGCGUUUUUCUCGGGCAAUUCGGCCCCUGCGGGCACCGGAGGGGCCAUCUGGGCAGCUGCCGAAACUUCUCUCACGGUCCGAUCGAGCAAUCUGACGAACAACACGGCUGUCACGGGCGGCGGAAUCUUUUCGGAAGGGUCUGCCCAGGUGACCCUGGAUGCGUCGCGAUUCGAGGGGAACAACGCGGUUACUGGUGCGGCGCUUGCUGCUGCGGGCAGCUCGAAAUUUUCGGCAGGGAACCUGACACUCGUGAAAAACAGCGCAAGCCGUGCGGGGGGGGCGGCGGCGUUUUUGGACCAAUCAAACGGGUUAUUUAAGGGGGCGUGGAUGACUGGGAACAAAGCGGUGGUGGGCGGUGCAGGGGUGUACGUGAAGCGAGCAGAGACUCUCGGGAUUACCUCCUCUGGAGCUGCAGCUGCUGGAAAUUCUACUGGUGCUCCGGCUACUGGAUCAGCAUCAGCUGCUGCCGCUGCGGUGAAUGAUGCGGGUAGUGCAGCUAGUGGUGCAAGCGGGGCAAACAGCAGCAGCAGCAUGGGAGUAGGAAAGGCUGAGCUGGCUCCGCUGGUGUGCUCAAACCUCACAUUCAGUGAGAACGAGGCCUUGUACCCGCAAGGAGUGGCCUUCUACGAAGCUUCCUUCAACCCUGCAGUGCGCAUCGGGUGCGACGAGUGCGUGCGGGAGCAGGAGAGCCAGACCAUAGGCAGCAUCCCCAAGAACUUCUACUUCACAUUCGCGGGCAUGGAUGAGGGGGCUAACGGCCUCGGCACGGUUCCGUCCUUUGUGGCUCUCACGGCUGUGGGGACGCCCAUCGCAGGGCUGACGGUGGUCAUUGUGGACGACUACAACAACACUGUUGUUCAGGACAACUCGUCCUUUGUCGCAAUCGCUCCCGAUCGCCGCAUCUCGGGGUUGCUGCGAGCAACAGCAGUGCAGGGACUGGCCGAGCUGCCAGAGGUCUCCGUCAUGGUCACUCCCGACGAGGCCACGCCCUUCCGCCUCCUCGUCACCGUCUCCAGCCCCACUAAUGAGUUCCCCGAUAUAACACACACCUUCACUGUAGACUUCUGCGCUGCAGGAACCUUUCUGAAUACAACCUCGGAAGAUGGAACCGGGGGGGACGGUGGUGGUAGUAGUACCAGCAGUACUGGGAGUGGGACAUGUGACCCCUGCCCUGUCGGUAGUUGGUGCGAGGCUGGUCAACCGUCCACUCCCUGCGACGACGGCAGCUUCACGUUCUACCCCUACUCCACUAGCGCCGACGAAUGUGUAGCGUGCGAGGAUGACAAUCUGGAUUGCACGGGCGGCGAACUGACGAUCGCGACGCAGGCGUGGUUGGAUCCCAGGACGUAUAAUGACACGCCGACCACGUACAGCUGUAUUAUCACCAAUGGGUGUGUGGAGCACCUGUAUGAGUACAACCUCACCACCAACACCGCGGAUGUUGAGAUCUGCCCCACCGGCUACGACCCCUCCUCUCCUGUGCUGCCUUUUUCCCCUCCUCUCCUCAAGUGUGCAUGUGCUGUCUGUGCGCCAACAACUACUACUCGUUCCUCGGCGAUUGUACUUAGAGUCGACUCGAAAGCCUUUCCUUCCUUUUCCUCGUUCCCCUUCACCUCUACCUGCAGCAUGUGCUGUCUGUGCGCCAACAACUACUACUCGUUCCUCGGCGAUUGUAACUACUGCAGCGACGUUUUCAAGAAGGUACAUGCUCUCGCCAACAACCACUUGUGUUCUCACUCACACCUGUGUGUCCCUCCGUACCUCUGUGCCCUGUAUGUAUGCGCCUUCACUCCCCAUCUCCUGCCACUUCCCUGUCAACCCACCCCUACUACCCCGUUUCCCCCACUUCCCUCCCACACAGCUCUUCCCGCUGCUCUUCAUCCUCAUGAUUGGAGUGUGGGUGGCCAUGUUUCUCCUUGCCAACAACCACUCAUGUGCUCACACCUGUCUUGCAUUGCACCCCCUACCCCUCCCCUCCCCCUUUCCACACAGCUCUUCCCGCUGCUCUUCAUCCUCAUGAUUGGAGUGUGGGUGGCCAUGUUUCUCCUUGCCAACAACUAUGACAACAUCGACAUCUUUCUCACCGAGGUACCUCCAGUUUCCAUGCUAGAUACAUGCCGUUUAAGUCAACUCCAAAGUAGUAGCCCUUCCUUCCUGCUCCUCCCCCUCGCCAACAACUAUGACAACAUAGACAUCUUUCUCACCGAGGUGCAAUACCUCACGGUCGUGGCCUCCAUAAACCUGAACGCACCAGCAGCGCCAAAUGGAUGGGUGGGGUGGCUCAUCAAGAUCUACAACCUCUCCGUCUUCGACCCCGACGUGGACGUGGUGGGACCCAACUGUGUGCUAACCUACCGCUUCCCGCAGCAGUUCGUCUUCGGAAUCCUCAUCUUCCUCGUCGGCCUCGUGGUCUACGCGCUGCACUGGUGCCUCUUCCUCCUCCGCGAGCAUAUCAAGCUGCUCAAGGCGAAACGGACAGCUGAAAACGGCGAGACGAGCGGAGUCGGGCAGCUGAGCAGCACGGCGGCGAAGCAGCGGAGGCAGGAGUAUUACAACGGGCUGGUCGGUGGUGUUGCGAGCUGGCUGGACGUUUGUUACAUGGGUAUUCUCGCCCGCGUGCUGCCCGUCUUCCAGAGCCAGAUGGUCGGGGAUACCAAGGUGAUGCUGUUCGCUCCGGAGAUCGAGUGGCUAUCCUCGACGCACAUGGGCAUGCUCAUCCCCUCUAUAAUCAUCCUCAUUGUCUACCUCGCGGGCGUGCCGCUGCUCUACGCGUGGCUGCUCUUCUCAGCCAAGUGGAACCGCACGCUCUUCACCGCUGAGUUUGACGACAAAUACGCUUUUCUCACAGAACGAUUCGGCCGCAAAUUCUACUGGUGGCACCUGCUCAACAUGUCUCUCCGGGUGCUGUACGGAUGCAUCCUCGUCUUCCUCUACGAGAACCCCGAGGCUCAGAUCAUCAUCCUCGUCGUCCUCCAGAUCCUCCGCAUUGUCGUCGAGUACCGCUUUGCACCGUUCACCUCCUCCUCUGUCGAGUACCUUCAGGCCACCCUCAACCUCGGAGAGGUGUUUUUCACGCUGUCGCUGCUCAUAUUCAACUACACAUCCGAGUCCAUCCUCUCAGAGGUCAUCAUGGCCAUCAGCACCGUCCUCAUGCUGCUGCCCGCCAUCGUGGCCAUCAGCUACGAGGUGUCGAGCAAGCGAAUGGAGGCGUUUAACAACAGUGUGCUGGACGAGAUCUGGGAGCAGGAGAGCGGCAAGAGAGAGGACCAGCUGAGGGGGCUCGACCCUUAUCAAAUCGUGCAGCUGACGCAGAUAGGAGGGUGGUUCCGCCCGCGUGCUCUCUUCCAGUUCCUUCAUCAUCGUCAGGGCAUUGACCUGCUGCUGAGGGUGCGCGACCGCGUGCAAGCGUGCUCCCUGGCAGGCCUCGGGGAGGUCGAGUGGAUCGAGCAGCUGAAAAAGCCCCAGCAGUACGCCGGUCUCUCCCAAAUCCUCCUCGGAAACAAAAAGGGUUACAUCCCCGUCGCGCGGUUACCACCUCAGGGAGUGUACUGUCUGCUGCACGGGGUGUGGCAUGCGGACGGGGCGUGCACGGCUGCCCAGGCUGCGGCGGCGGCUCGGCGCCGAACCAACCGCCGGACCAAGUCGCGAAGCAGCCGGGUUUCGUUCGGGGGAGGGAUGGGAGAGGGAGGGCCGGAGACUCCUGGGAGUGGGCUGAGGAGAAUGGUGAGCUGGGGGUCGAACACACCUGGAGGGGCCAGUAUGAGGGAGAAACCUGUUAAGAGUCUCAAGAUUGCUGAGAAGAGUUGGCCUCCGCAGCUUGGGAGGAAAGUGCACUGGUGCCCUGCUUCGGGAUUCGAUCCCCUUGCGGCGACGAAGAGGUUCGGGAGCGGGAGGAUGGGUGCUGGUGGGAUGGCUGGGACUCCUACGGGAGGAGGCGGGGGAUGGGGAGGAGGAGAGGAGGCUAGAACGCCGUACCCUGUUGCCCCGGAAACCCCGACUGGCAUGCCUGAAACUCCUGUUACCCCUGCUGCCCCUGCGGCCCCUGCGCCUGCGGCUGCUGUUAAUGGUGGUGGGGAUGGAGACUCAAAGCCAAAGAAGCGGCUUCUCAGGCAGCUGUCGGAUCGAGAUGACAGCGACACAGAGGGAGCAGCAGCAGGAGCAGGAGCGGGAGCAGGAGCGGGAGGGGGAGGGGCAGGGAGCAGGCCUGGUACAGCAGGAACGCCAGGAGCGGGAGGAGGGAUCAUGCGAGGGGCAAUCAGCCGACCGGGGAGUUCGGGAGGGGCGGCGAUCGGAGGGGCGGGCGGGGGGGGGAUGGAGGUGGUGCAGGCGAAUCUGGACAUGGCUGAGUUGACUUUUGCGUUCCAGUCGAACCUGGCUCUGCUGGUGAAGGCUGAGAAGAAACGCAAGGUGCAGAAGGAGGCGCUAAGGCAGAUCAUCCACUCCAAGGCGACUUACCACAUUCUCAGCUGGUUUACAAGCGAGGAGAGCACGGUGGACGAUCAGAGGCUGUUUGCAGAGCUGGUGAAGGCGGUGAGGCAGGCGGCCAAGACGCGCAAGAGGUCCAUGCGCUGGCUGCAGGGCGCUCAGUGCUUCUACCCUGGGGAGGGCCGCCUCACCAACCAGCUCUCCAAGAUGCUGAGUGAAGAGCGCCCACUUGACAACAAUGAACCUAAUGGAAUGCGAAUGGAGCCUUAG